Capra hircus (goat) is the source of this 2707-nucleotide messenger RNA. It is a transcript of the gene ZNF182, whose product is annotated as zinc finger protein 182. Gene Ontology annotation, molecular function: DNA-binding transcription repressor activity, RNA polymerase II-specific; RNA polymerase II cis-regulatory region sequence-specific DNA binding. The record is from RefSeq and is a predicted model, not a curated record. The coding region runs from base 161 to 2113 and encodes 650 amino acids. Gene Ontology annotation, biological process: negative regulation of transcription by RNA polymerase II. The transcript has 6 exons. NCBI's taxonomy places the organism in Eukaryota, Metazoa, Chordata, Mammalia, Artiodactyla, Bovidae.
CGGAGCCUGAGUUGGUCCCAAAGCGGAAGUGCUUCUCCGGCGCUAGUUCUCGUAACUGUCUCCUUUGCACCGAGCAGAAAAUCUGUUGUCGAGAAAGAGGUUGAGGGAGCGAGUGCUCAGUCUUCACACAUCUCUUAUUUUUUCCCAAGAAGAGGAGGGAAUGGCCGAACCCCAGUUACAGGGACUCAUGACAUUUGAGGAUGUGGCUGUGGAUUUUACCCAGGAGGAAUGGCAGUACCUGAACCCUCCACAGAGAACCCUGUACAGAGACGUGAUGCUGGAGACCUACAGCAACCUGGUCUCUGUAGGGUAUCAUGUUACCAAACCAGAUCUUAUCCUCAAAUUGGAGGUGGAAGAGCAAUGCCUGCCAGAAGGAAAAAUUCCAAUUUGGAGCUUUCCAGAUAUGGGACCACAGACUUGGAGAAGGAACUGCCUGUAUGGAGGGCCAAUAAGUUACAAUUGGAUUUUCAACUGUGCAGAGGAAGAAGCCUUCCAGGUUGAUGAACAGAUUGAGAGACAGCAUCAGGAUGACCAAGAUAAAUAUCUGAUGCAAGUUGGAUUCCCUGACAAGAAAACGAUUACCAGUAAGAGAGGCCUUGACUAUAAUGAACUUGGAAACAUACUUUAUCUGAGUACAAACCUUUUUGCUUCAAUACAAAGGCCCCAUAAAUAUGAAUCAUUUGGAUAUAAUAUGGUUGAUAAUUUAGACUUAUAUAGUAGAAGUUCUGUGGGAAAGAAAUAUGAUAAUGGAUGUGCAAAAUUAUUCUUCCAUACUGAGUAUGAGAAAACAACUCCCAGAGUGAAACCUUAUGGAUAUAAAGAGUGUGGGAAGACCCUCAGGCAAAAGAAGGGUCUUAGUCUACAUCAGAGAAUUAAAAAUGGAGAGAAACCCUUUGAAUGUACUGCCUGUAGGAAAACUUUCAGCAAGAAGUCACACCUCAUUGUACAUUGGAGAACUCAUACAGGAGAGAAACCCUUUGGAUGUACAGAAUGUGGAAAAGCUUUUAGCCAAAAAUCUCAGCUCAUUAUACACCUGAGAACUCAUACAGGAGAGCGACCCUUUGAGUGUCCAGAAUGUGGAAAAGCUUUCAGAGAAAAAUCUACUGUCAUUAUACAUUACAGGACUCAUACAGGAGAGAAACCUUAUGAAUGUAAUGAAUGUGGAAAAGCCUUCACUCAGAAGUCAAACCUCAUUGUCCAUCAGAAAACCCACACAGGAGAAAAAACUUAUGAAUGCACCAAAUGUGGGGAAUCUUUCAUACAGAAACUUGAUCUAAUUAUACAUCAUAGUACUCAUACAGGAAAGAAACCCCAUGAAUGUAAUGAGUGUAAGAAAACUUUCAGUGAUAAGUCAACUCUCAUUAUACACCAGCGAACUCAUACGGGAGAGAAACCUCAUAAAUGUAUGGAAUGUGGGAAGUCUUUCAACGAGAAGUCAACCCUCAUUGUACAUCAGCGAACUCAUACAGGGGAGAAACCCUAUGAAUGUGAUGUGUGUGGGAAAACCUUCACCCAAAAGUCAAACCUUGGUGUUCAUCAAAGAACUCAUUCAGGAGAGAAACCCUUUGAAUGUAAUGAAUGUGAGAAAGCAUUCUCUCAGAAAUCCUAUCUCAUGCUACACCAGAGAGGUCAUACAGGAGAGAAGCCCUAUGAAUGCAAUGAAUGUGAAAAAGCAUUUUCCCAGAAAUCUUAUCUCAUUAUACAUCAAAGAACACAUACAGAAGAAAAACCUUAUAAAUGCAAUGAAUGUGGCAAAGCCUUCAGAGAAAAGUCGAAGCUUAUUAUACAUCAGCGAAUUCAUACAGGAGAGAAACCCUAUGAAUGUCCUGUAUGUUGGAAAGCUUUCAGCCAGAAGUCACAGCUCAUAAUACAUCAGCGAACACACACAGGAGAGAAACCCUAUGCAUGCACUGAGUGUGGCAAAGCCUUCAGAGAAAAAUCAACAUUCACUGUUCAUCAGAGAACUCAUACUGGAGAGAAACCCUAUAAGUGUACAGAAUGUGGGAAAGCCUUUACUCAAAAAUCAAAUCUUAUUGUACAUCAGAGAACGCAUACAGGAAAGAAAGCCCAUGGGAAAGGCCAUUCUUGGAAGUCCAAGCUCAUUGCACAUUAGAGAGUUGAUGGUGCAUUUGUGUUCAUUGAAGGACAUUUUUGUCAGUUUAAUUAAACAUUUAAAAAGUAUAUUCUGACUGCUGGUUUAAAUAUAAGGAGUAAAGUCAGCCUUUUUUUUUUUCUUUUCAUCUCAGUCUUCACCCAGAAGCUACAAGGAGAAAAGGAAGGACUUUGUAUCUGACAAAUUAGGAAAUAGCUGAAAACAGAUGAGAGGGCUGCCAGAGGCAGAGGAAAUCAAGCACCAGUGCAAGGAGAUUUCAAAGGCUAGAGAGGAGUGGUCAAGGGAUAGCACUGGUAAGGACUCUUAGCCAAGUUUUAGUCUGUACUCUAAGUGUAAGAUCAUAUAGAUACAUAACAGUGGUAACAGAGCAUGGGCAGGUGGGAUGUUUCCUCAACCCAUAUGGAAGUCUCAGGAGAGACAGGCAGGGGCCUCAACAAGGAAGUACUCAGACAAGCCAUAUUUGCAGAAAGUAGUCUAUACUUGUGAGAGGAGCAGUUGGUAGGGGUUAGGGAAAUAGAAGGGAGUGUUCUUGUGAAGAACCCAACAGCUGGCCCCUCUUUACUGACUCUGGAGAAGUCUGAAAGAACUACCAAA